AGACCUCUUGAACUUGUAAACAUAUCUGUAUAUACGAAGAAACUGUAUAACGAUCACUUCAAACCAUCGACAAGCCAGCCUACAGCGAUAUCGAACGGAGAAAACACCCACGACCUGAGCCAUCUCAACGGCUUGCUUGGCCUUCCCCAUGGCAUAGCAGCACUUUAGCCAAACACCCCCCUGCGACUUUGCGACUUUGCGACUUCAAUACGGGCUCAACGAGCUUCGAGCUACAUUCGUCAGCACAGCAGAGCAUUGCUCACCUCAGCACAAUGCCAUCUUCAAAAACCGACCCAUCUCCCUCCCGCGCGAACACCUCUCGAACGAGCAGCAUGUCCAUGAACUCUGGCCCACCCCCGACCACGCGACGCAGCCAGACUGCCGACACACGCUCGACCAUCAGCGACGGCAGCAGCAUUGGCAACGGCGACCUAGCGAACGGCGGACUGCUUUCGUCCUUCUCGUCGACGGGGCGCCACAGCAGCAACUCCGACAGCCUGCACAGUCUCGGCGAGCUGCGCGAGAAAAACGGUAUCGACAAGCUGCUGCCGCGACGGAUACGCUCGCGACGGAGACACAAGAAGGAGCAACGGGAGGCAGAAGAGGCGGCGAGGGGGAGGGCUGUUGCGGAGAGAGGGACGUUGGAGGAUAGGCCUAGGGAUAUUGAGAGGGAGGAGAUGGGGGAGGGAUCAGCGCGGACGGACGACGUUGAGGGCGAUCGUGCCAGUCUGUUGAUCUUUGAGUCGGAAGAUGAUGAAGAGUCGUCCUUCGUUGCACCACCGCUCAAGUCGCACCCGUCACACAGUGGUUACUUAACGACCUCCUCACCUCUCGUUAAAUCUUCAAAUAUACCUAACAACGCUCUUCCUGACGGACAAUCGAGUGCGACCACAUCCCCUACGAAAUCCCCUGCGCCCGCCAUCCGCCCUUCACGCCUCACGACCGCCUCCACACCAGUCCUCACAACGGCGUCCCUACAAGCUCCCCACGAGUUGAAGUCGAAGCGGUCAGCGUCUCCAGUAGGCAAACUGAGAGAAGCAUUCACACCGCGCCAGGCACCCAGUCCGAGCUCCAGUCCGGAGCGGAAAUCGAAAGCCUCCACACCAGUGCGCAAGGAGAAGGAGUCGACCACUAUUAUAAACAGGCGGGGAAGCGUCGCAGCAAGACUGGGUUCUAUCUUUCCUGACAGGCAAUCGCCGCAACAGUCGCCAGAGGUGCGAGCGUCCCCUGAGCGACUGAAGAACCCGAAAGUCCCAUACAUGAUAGAGACGAAUGGCCGACCCAGCACACCUCCCACAACUAUAGAGAAUGCUGCGCCUGCGCCGGCUAUAGUCAAUACUCCCCCGACACCAACCGAGACUGCCUCACCGCGCUUCUCCGGCUCGCCGAUCUCGACGAAUCCGAAUGUGGUGACGUCCCCGUCGGGGAACAUGAUAUCACACAGACGCAUACGCUCAGGAUCAUUAGCGAGCGGAAAUAGUAUAGGGCCGAGCAAGCUGUCGAAUAUCACGUCGGCACCUCUCACGCCAACGCCGGAGAACGGAUCUGUCACCCCUGGGAACACACAGCAGACCGGCUUCUUCUCAUCUGUCUUCUCAGCGGCGCAGAACGCAGCGAACACCUUGACCAAUAGCAUAAACACUACCCUACCGGGACAACAGAGGACAAGGAGCAAUACACAGGAAACGAUUGUCACAACACCUAUGGAUGACGUUGAGGUGGAAUCUAUAGACGACAACAGGAUAAGGAGUGAUUCGGAGGCUAAGGAGCCAGCUGUGAAGACGCUGGGCAUGGGAGAUCUCAGUCUAAGCCAUCUCGGAAUUGUCGAAUCAACUAGCGCUUCGAAUACUCCUACAGCAGCGAAGUUUAAUGAGAACCAGUUGAACAGGGGCCGUGCAGCGACAAUGGGGCCAGAAGAAACCGCACGUUCGGGCGCUGCCAGCCCCCUCCUCACAGCGGAGAAGGUGGACCUACCACCGAUGAAUGGCGAGGGGCUGGGUACAAAGCCAUGGCCUGCCUUUGAGCCUAGUGUUGCUGGUGAUCACAGCCCACAGAACGGGAGCGUGUUCGAAGGAAGGACAGGCAUAGGCAGGAGCAACAGCAUCCGCAGUGCCCUUCGGGAAUCCACACGCCGGAAACGCGGCAGUUCUGCAGCGACGGGGACGACCCUCGGAGCUGGAAUGGCGACAGGCGCAGCAGCAACGCCGAAGGUGACUGGUUUCGCCGUGGCGAGCAAGAAGCGAAACCGCGAUUUCCAUCAGCUCUUCCGUAGCGUUCCUGACGAUGACUACCUGAUCGAAGACUACAGCUGUGCUCUACAGCGCGAGAUUCUCGCACACGGUCGUCUCUACGUCUCCGAAGGCCACCUCUGCUUCAGCAGUAACAUCUUCGGAUGGGUGACAACCCUCGUAAUGAGCUUCGACGAGAUCGUCUCCGUCGAAAAGCGCAGCACAGCUCUAGUCUUCAAGAACGGACUCAUGAUCUCCACCCUACACAGCAAGAACAUCUUCGCCUCCUUCACGAGCCGCGACUCCACCUACGACCUCAUAAUCGACAUCUGGAAGCUCGGCCACCCCAGCCUGCGCUCCUCUCUGAAUGGGGUCCGCAUCGACGAGCCCGGUGGAGGGGAUAAAACCGAGAAAGACGACUGCGCGAGCGUGAGCGGUGGCUCUGGAUCCGAGUCUGAUACGACGGAAGAUGGUGUCUACGACGAGGACGACGAUGGUGACGACGCACUCAGUUUCUCCGCGCGCUCUGGUAGCUUCGCGCAGUCUGAAGGGUCGCCUGAAAAGCCCGUACCUCGCAAGGCCUCUGGAGCUGUCAAUGGCUCCGGAGCUGAGAAAAAGGAGGGAAGUCCAGUUGGCAGUGACGCGCCUGGUCCUGCAACGCAUGCCCCAACGGAGUGCUCGGACCAGGACACGCACUACGACAAAAUCCUCGCGGACGAGGUUAUCCCCGCGCCGCUAGGCAAGGUCUACAACCUCAUGUUCGGCCCGGCAUCCGCAUCAUGGAUGUCGCGUUGGCUGACGGUGGAUCAGAAGUGCACCGAGCUGUCGAUGGAGGAUAAGCGCGGUCUCACGAACGACACGAAGACGCGCACGUUCUCAUACAUCAAACCCCUGAACGGCUCGAUCGGCCCACGUCAGACAAAAUGCGUCAUCACCGAGACGCUAGACGCGCUGGAUCUCGAGAAGGCCGUUAGCAUCACGGUAUCGACGCAGACGCCGGAUGUACCGAGCGGGAAUGUAUUCACCACCAAGACGAAGUACUGUCUUUCGUGGGCUGAGGGAGGCGGGACGAGGCUGCAGAUGAAUUGUACGAUUGAGUGGACUGGGAAGAGUUGGUUACGAGUCCCCAUCGAAAAGGGCGCCAACGACGGCCAAACCGCCUACGCGCGCGACAUCCUCUCCGCCCUCCGCACCGCCAUCUCGCACCCCGCCCGCACCACCGGCGCCGCUGCCGGCGGCAAAAGACGCAAAACCCGCAAAUCCACAACUAAAACCACGCCCUCCCCCUCUCGCUCCCCUAAACCCACAGCCAAGACAGCAGACUGGGGACUCCUGGAGCCUCUCCAUGGCGUGCUGGGGCCGGUGGCGGAUGUGUUCGGGUCCAUGGGGAGCGCGAAUAUGGUGUAUGGCCUCCUGGUGGGGUUGUUGGUCGCGGCGUGGUUUGGGUUUGGUGAGAGGGGCGGGGCGAGGGGGGUGGAGAGGUGGGGGAGUGCGGAACGCAUGAUUGCUUAUGAGGAGGUUUGGAGGAGGGAGGAGAGUGAGCUUUGGGAGUGGUUGGAGGAGAGGGUUGGGAAGGGGGGAGUGGGGGGGGGAGGUGCUGGGGGAGUGGGGGGUGGGGAGAGGGAGAGGGAGGUGUCGCCGCUGGAGGGGGGGAGGGAAAUGGAUGUUGCGAUUAGGGUUACGGAGGAGAAAUUGAGGGCGUUGAAGGGGGCGGUGGAGAAGAGGAAGAGGGUGUGAGGGUGGGUGUGGAUGUGAUGGAGGGGUAACUACAUUAACGAGACUUGUAUUUUAGCGUGCGUGAUUGUUGUGUGCUGUGGGAAGAGCGGGGUGGAGGGGGAAUGUCAUAUAUGUACGGCCUGGGAUUUUGUACAGACUCUUGAUGGUGAUGUAGAGAUAGGACUCGUAGGAAUUCAAUUACGGGUCCUGGAGAUGAAUUUUGCGGUUCAGUGAUUGUUUCGAGUGGGCUAUUAUUUUAUAUUUGACUUGACAUUCAGGCAGCACCAGUAAACUCUAG
Pseudogymnoascus verrucosus is the source of this 4242-nucleotide messenger RNA. RefSeq lists its product as uncharacterized. The transcript is spliced from 3 exons. Gene Ontology annotation, cellular component: endoplasmic reticulum-plasma membrane contact site; plasma membrane; endoplasmic reticulum membrane. The record is from RefSeq and is a predicted model, not a curated record. The coding region runs from base 273 to 3965 and encodes 1230 amino acids. Gene Ontology annotation, biological process: intracellular sterol transport. Gene Ontology annotation, molecular function: sterol transfer activity; sterol binding. NCBI's taxonomy places the organism in Eukaryota, Fungi, Ascomycota, Leotiomycetes, Thelebolales, Thelebolaceae.